Molecule: messenger RNA, 1590 nt
Organism: Saxophila tyrrhenica
Lineage: Eukaryota; Fungi; Ascomycota; Dothideomycetes; Mycosphaerellales; Extremaceae
Exons: 7
Coding region: 1-1590 (529 amino acids)
Biological process (GO): sulfur compound metabolic process
Cellular component (GO): mitochondrion
Molecular function (GO): heme binding; molybdenum ion binding; molybdopterin cofactor binding
Source: RefSeq, a predicted model, not a curated record
AUGGUGACUACUCUCAAGAACAGCGGCGAUCAGGCCGAGUUUCCCACCAGGACAGAAGGCCCAUUCUUCGAAGAGGAGAAGGAAGGCUACAAAGGCUAUGUAGAAUGGGAGAAGUAUCCAGAGAAGAAGAAGCUGGGGGCGGAGGUGCUUUCACGGUACAAGUUCCCUGGACCACCGGAGUUCCAACUUGAGCCAUUGCCAAAGACCAAUCCGGUCUUGGAAGGUGUGAGGUGGAAGCAGUAUCACUAUGCUAUGGGUGGUACUCUGAAAGACAUCCCUGAUAUCAGCUGGAAGUACGUGCAGAAGGAGAAGAGUGAAGACAUGAUCCAUGUCUUACAGUUCCCGUAUAAUGGCGAGCCGCCACGACGUCGUUUGGUUGAGACAGAAAUCACUCCCAACAAGGACCACUUCGUCCGCAACCAUGGUGGUGUGCCAGAGAUUGACGAAGACUCGUUCGAGCUGGAGCUGGACGGUCUCGUCAACAAGCCAAUGACUAUCAAGAUGUCCGAUCUGAAGAACGAGAAGAUCUUUCCGAGACAGUCCACCACUGUCACCAUCCAGUGCUCCGGGACCAGGCGAAUUGAGCAGAUUGAUAUGUAUCCUGGUGACGGUGACGAGCUCAUCAACGCUCCAUGGGGCGAGGGAGCGAUCGGGACAGCACGCUGGACCGGCGUCUCCCUCCGCAGCGUCAUCGAACACUGCGGUGGCCUGAAGACUUCCGACGGCACCUCGGAAGGAGACAUCCACCUCGAGUUUUACGGCGCAGAUACAUACUUCAAAAAGGGCAAGGUAAUGAACUACGUCGUCUCUGCCCCAUGGCGCAAGGUCAAGUAUGACGAAGUCCUGCUCGCCUGGGAAAUGAAUGGCGAGCCUCUACCACGUAUCCACGGCUUCCCGCUCCGCACGGUCGUCUUCGGCUACAUCGGCGCAAGAAGCUGCAAGUGGCUCUACCGCAUCAAGGCGAUCAAAGGACCCAGCCAGGCACCGGUGCAGAAGAAGGAGUAUCUGUACUACAAUCAGCAAAUCGGGAAGCAGAAUGUAAAGUACAGCAACGGCUUCAGCAUCCAGGACAUGCCCGUCAGUUCUGCCAUCAUGACGCCGCUCGACAAGGAAGUGGUUGUGCACGACGGCAAGAUCACGUUGACUGGCUGGGCCUACAGUGGUGGUGGGAGAUGGCCAGAGCGUGUGGAAGUCAGUGCUGAUGGUGGGAGUGUGUGGUAUGAGGUUCCAUGGCAGCGACUGAGCAAGAAGUACUUCUUCGGCUGGCGGGUGUGGAGUAUGGAGAUUCCGGUGGAGUACGAGGGAUGGCUGGAGUUUUGCUGUCGGACGUGGGAUAAUGCCUUGAAUACGCAGCCGACGUUUGUGAGGUCUGCUUGGAAUUGGGAUCUACACGUUACGUCUUCUUGCCACCGUAUCAAGGUGUACUCCGUCAACCGCAGCCGAUCUGAGACUGCCGAACGACUGCAGGUCAUCGAGCAGAACGGGUUGUCGCUCUUUCCGCUGACGCAGCCACUCGAGAUGGACUUGGAGAGUGACGAGCAUUACGACGCGGAGAUGGAGGCUAGAGGUGGUCGGGAUCCUACUGAGUAG